AUGAAAGGAAAAAAAAAUAAAGUUUAACAAUACAAAUUGAUUAAAAUGAUUAAAAUUGCGUCAACUGUACAAAACAACGAAUCGUUUCAACCAUCUUGACUCUGAGGCGGGCAUUAUUUAAACAAGAAUUAUUAUUUAAAUAACAUCUUAUUUGAUUCAAUGUUGCGUUGAAAUAAUCCUUAGCUUAUUUGACCAAGCGAAUGACUUUCUCCAAAAUUAUUUAAUCAUUUGGCUAUCGAAGAAAAAAAAAAUAAUUUUGUAUUCUGUCUCUUCAAAUAAUUGUUAAUUCUAUUCUAGAAACUUCAACCUCCUGAUGUAUCUGAUUUAGACUACUUUCUCCAAAAUAACAAGUCGUUAUUCCAAAUUAUAUUCGAAGUGAGUUAUACUCUGAAUCGAUUCUUCUCUUUACAUUUUUUUUACCAUUAGUUAUUGUGGCCCUAGUAUUUAUUCACUUGAUAGUUUUACAUCUUACUGGAUCUUCUAAUCCUGUUGUUCCUAAGAUAAAUAUUUACAAGGUUUUACUCAUACUUUUUUUUUUUAUAAAAGAUUUAAUUACUAUUUUUUUUUAGUGUUAAUUAUUUUCAUGAUAGUAAAUCUUCAAAACCCUUAUAUAUAACAAGGGAUCCUGAUAAUUUCAAAAUAGCGAAUCCAAUAGUUACACUUUCACAUAUUAAGCCAGAAUGA
Messenger RNA from Heterotrigona itama, 684 nucleotides. The record is from the annotation of a GenBank genome assembly. Lineage: Eukaryota; Metazoa; Arthropoda; Insecta; Hymenoptera; Apidae.